CGUUAAGGAAGCAAAGGGAAAAGAAUUUCGGCGAAUCUCAUUUUUGUGCUGCUACUAUAAUUAAAGACGACAUGGUAUUGACAGCAGCAAAUUGUGCAUUGCAAUCGAGGCAUGGUAAACCGCUUUGGCACUAUAAAGUAGUUACUGGGGCACCGAUACGCACAAUACCAUCCGAUGGGAGUGGAGAGCGGCCGUGGCUCUAUUUUGAAGUUUACGAAGUAUCAGCUGACUUUGAAAGGACUAUUGAUUUAGCCAUUAUACGGGUAACGCCCAUAUUUAAUUUAGGUUCCGAUGCAGUGGCAGUCAUACAACUUGCUAUGAAUUUGUACGAAGGUGGCGAAGAGUGCUAUGUAGGUGGUUGGGGCGAUCAAAAGAUUGGCUAUGAUGACCAUAUCAGCUUCGAUAAGGUGACAUUAUCCUCCGAUUCCACGUGUAUAGACACCCAUCCUACUUAUCAUUUCGAUAUAACAUGCGCUUCUAAUUCUUUUGAUCCCGUAUGUAAGAUGGAUUGGGGCGGCCCGCUUAUUUGUUCAGGAAAAUUAACCGCUGUUCUUGUAGGCGGCGAAUAUUGCGGCGAAAAGAAACCCUGUAUAUACCACAGUGUAGUAAAAUAUUUUCACUGGAUUAACAGAACUGUAAAGGAAUUAUCUCAAAGAGAACCUCGAUCCGGUGCACGCUCUUCGACCUUGUUUUGCGGAUCUAUGUUAGUAACGCCUUGCGGACUUAUAAUUUUGCACAGUUUUCGUACGUAAAAGAAAGCAAAGAGAGCCCAUUAAAUAAUAAUAGAUUAGAGAAAUGUAGGCCAUUAAUGUUAAUGAUAAAAGUGGGAAAUGUUAGCAGCGAGCUCUGAACCUAGCAAAGAAUAUAGAGUGGGGAUAGGAUAUUGAAUAUUUAUCUCCAGAGCAAACAUACAUAAUAUCAUUUUUUUAUUCAAUACCAUACUAAUAGAAUGACCCUUUUCACGUUAGACCGUUUCGGGCUUUUCAUCUACCUUAGUGAAGAAUUUUUUCCUCCAUUCAAGUCUACUUAGAAACAAGUGCAAAAGUCGCCAAAUUAAAAGUUUGCAGCCUAUUUGCAAAUCUGCAGUAAUGAAAUGCAAGGUGCACGUUCAACUGCACGUAAGUAUGCGUAAAUAAUUAAUUUUUUUUAAGUUAGGUAUUUAAUGCAAGUUCAAGCUGCCAGUUAGGUUCUUGAUGCACGACUA
Molecule: messenger RNA, 1204 nt
Organism: Glossina fuscipes
Lineage: Eukaryota; Metazoa; Arthropoda; Insecta; Diptera; Glossinidae
Product: cationic trypsin-like
Exons: 3
Coding region: 72-752 (226 amino acids)
Biological process (GO): proteolysis
Molecular function (GO): serine-type endopeptidase activity
Source: RefSeq, a predicted model, not a curated record